Molecule: messenger RNA, 1874 nt
Organism: Brachypodium distachyon (stiff brome)
Lineage: Eukaryota; Viridiplantae; Streptophyta; Magnoliopsida; Poales; Poaceae
Product: probable cinnamyl alcohol dehydrogenase 8D
Exons: 3
Coding region: 137-1402 (421 amino acids)
Biological process (GO): lignin biosynthetic process
Molecular function (GO): cinnamyl-alcohol dehydrogenase activity
Source: RefSeq, a predicted model, not a curated record
AGUAUACUCACCACAUGCGCACCUCGCAGAUCACUCAUAAUUGCAUAAACCUUUUCUUCACACAAAGCAAACGAGCAUCGGCAUUGCAGGGCCAGGGCGUCAGCCUCAUCAUCAUAUAUUGCGGCGCCGGCGCGUCAUGUCGCAUCAUCUUCACCUGCGUGGCUCGGUUCCUCCGCUGUCCUUCCGCGGUGGACUGGACGCUCGCUUUUCGCCCGGUGUGCCCUGGCAUUUCGCUAGCAGCAGCAGCAACGUCGGCGUGGCUGCAGCAUCGUCUGCACGAACCCUCCGGCCGCCGCAGCACAGGGCGAAGGUGAUGGCGAAGGAGGCCGGGGAGCAGGAGACGGCGGCGCUCGGCUGGGCGGCGAGGGACGCCUCCGGUGUCCUCUCCCCGUUCGACUUCUCCAGAAGGGCUCAGAAAGACGACGAUGUGACGAUCAAGGUGCUCUACUGCGGGAUCUGUCACACUGAUCUCUACAUCAUCAAGAACGAAUGGGGCAACGCCAUGUACCCCGUUGUUCCCGGGCACGAGAUCCUGGGCGUGGUGACGGACGUGGGCAGCGGCGUGACCAAGUUCAAGGCCGGCGAGACCGUGGGCGUGGGCUACUUCGUCGGGUCGUGCCGCUCCUGCGAAUCCUGCGGCAACGGGUACGAGAACUACUGCUACGGCAUGGUGCUCACCUCCAACGGCAUCGACGCCGAGCACGGCGGCGCCGUCACCCAGGGGGGCUUCUCCGACGUGAUCGUCGUGAACGAGGACUACGUGGUCCGCGUCCCGGACGGGCUGCCACUGGACAAAGCCGCGCCGCUGCUCUGCGCGGGCGUCACGGUGUACAGCCCCAUGAUGCGCUUCGGCCUGAACGCGCCAGGGAAGCACCUGGGCGUCGUGGGCCUCGGGGGCCUCGGCCACGUGGCCGUCAAGUUCGGCAAGGCGUUCGGCAUGAAGGUCACCGUGAUCAGCACCUCGCCGGGGAAGCGCGAGGAGGCGAUCGAGAAGCUCGGCGCCGACGACUUCCUGGUGAGCCGGGACCCCGGGCAGAUGCAGGCGGCGUUCGGGACCAUGGACGGCAUCCUGGACACGGUGUCGGCGUGGCACCCGAUCUCGCCGCUGUUCGCGCUGAUGAAGCCCAUGGGCCAGAUGGUGUUCGUGGGCGGGCCGACCAAGCCGCUGGAGCUGCCGGCGGUCGCGAUCGUGCCGGGCGGCAAGGGCAUCGCCGGGAACUGCGUCGGCGGGAUGAGGGACUGCCAGGCCAUGCUGGACUUCGCGGGGAAGCACGGCAUCACCGCCGAGGUGGAGGUCAUCAAGAUGGACUACGUCAACACGGCGCUGGAGCGGCUCCAGAAGAACGACGUCCGCUACCGCUUCGUCAUUGACGUCGCCGGCAGCCUCGGCACCACCGCGUAGCUAGGCCGGGUCGCGCACGAGAGCCCGUUGCCCCUCUCGGCCAUUUGUAUGUUGUUUUCAGUGCACCACAGAGGUUCAGGUACAAUCUCUCUAUGCAUUCCUUCUUUAGUAGUAUCGUGUCUAAUAAAGGAGUAGUGUUAUUGGGAGUAGAGAUGUGAGAGAGACCUAAUGAUUAAUUUGCAAGUUGAUUUGUGCAGAGAAACGGUAUUCACUACUGUAAGAGAUUGUUCUCUUCUCUAAAAGGAUUGUUCUCUUCUCUCGUUAACUAUGUGGCGCAUAGAUAAAACACUGCCGUGGAUGAUUAAGAGAAGAUGUCACAUAUAGAGACCUAAGUUUUCUUUUUCCUUUUUUGAAAUCGAAAGACCUAAGUUGUUAGAAGGAGGAUGAUCUAUUCUAACUUGUUAUAAUUUUCAGAUGUAAACUUUGAGACUUGUGCGAUGUUUGAGAUUUGAAUAAUGGCAUGGUUGCGUCA